GGAAGAGAAAGAAGAGAAGCUCGUUGCGGCUGAGGGCGCUGUGUAGGCCCGGUGUUUUCCCGCGCUUUCUCUUCCUGGCGGGCUCAAAAUUCCCUUCAUCGCUUUGGAGCCUGAGAGAAUUGUUACUACUACUGAAAUAUGUCUAUAUGUGAAGACAUGUUGCUCUGUAAUUAUCGAAAGUGUCGAAUCAGGCUCUCUGGCUAUGCAUGGGUAACUGCUUGCUCACACAUCUUCUGUGACCAACAUGGCAGUGGUGAAUUCAGUCGGUCUCCAGCUGUCUGCCCUGCCUGCAAUAGUACCCUUUCUGGUAAGCUAGACAUUGUUCGAACCGAGCUCAGUCCAACAGAGGAAUACAAAGCCAUGGUGUUGGCAGGGUUGAGACCAGAAAUUGUUUUGGACAUUAGCUCCCGAGCAUUGGCCUUCUGGACAUAUCAGGUACAUCAAGAACGUCUUUAUCAAGAAUAUAAUUUCAGCAAGGCUGAAGGCCAUCUGAAACAAAUGGAGAAGGUAUAUACUCAGCAGAUUCAGAGUAAGGAUGUGGAGCUGACUUCUAUGAAAGGGGAAGUCACCUCUAUGAAGAAAGUAUUAGAGGAGUAUAAGAAAAAGUUCAGUGACAUCUCUGAGAAACUCAUGGAGCGCAAUCGCCAAUAUCAGAAACUUCAGGGUCUCUAUGAUAGCCUUAGAUUACGAAACAUUGCCUUUGCCAAUCAUGAAGGAGUUCUGGAGCCAUCCAUGAUCUCUCAGCCAGCUGCUUUUGGCUUUCCAACAGGGAAUACUUCCAAGUUUCCUGUGGAUAUGACACCAGUUCGAAACUGGGGCAGUGGGGAUGGAGACUUCCAGUUCAGACCAUUUUUUGUGGGCUCUCCCACAGCAGCUGAACCUAGCAAUAGCUUUUUCAGUUUUGCUUCUCCCAGCCAUGAUGCAGUGCCACAGCCAGGUGGUAGCAGAGCCUUUAAAGUGAAAAGAAUGUAGCCCCUUUUGGAAACAGAGGGCAAAGUGAGAAAGAGGGAAAUUUAUAAUAGCUAUGCCUUUCUAUUGUGCCUCAUUUUUCAAAGUUGAAUUCACUAAGAAUCUAGUUUGCUUUCUUGCUAUUCUUUGGUGGUUUCUAACAGUAAAUGGACCUUAGCUGUGGCGUAGCCAUUCUUAUGGUGAGUGUUGUUGCUCAUUCCUGAGAUUAUCAGUUUCCUUGUGCUAUUCUACAGAGUUUGCUGCUUGCUUUGAGAAACUUAGUGAGGAAGGAAGUUGACUUUGGACUCUGUUUUUUUGCCUGUCUAUGUUAUUUUGAAUAAUGAAUGCACUGUUUUAUUAAACUCAGUUUGAUUUUGAACUGUUGCUUAUUUGUGAUCAGUAGCAUUCAGACAAAUGUGGGGAUAUGUGGACAUUUAGAACAACGUUUAGCUUAUUGUAACUAUCUGGCUUGUAUGGCCACAUAUUGUUAUUCCAUAAAAUAUUAAAUAUUGGAAUAUCUCUGUGUGUAGAUAUGUGAGCAUUGUGGCUUUAAGUGUAUAUACAUAUUUACCUGUGUAAGUUCUA
Messenger RNA from Dromiciops gliroides (monito del monte), 1533 nucleotides. It is a transcript of the gene CCNB1IP1, whose product is annotated as cyclin B1 interacting protein 1. Gene Ontology annotation, biological process: reciprocal meiotic recombination. Gene Ontology annotation, molecular function: ubiquitin protein ligase activity. Gene Ontology annotation, cellular component: synaptonemal complex. The transcript is spliced from 4 exons. The record is from RefSeq and is a predicted model, not a curated record. NCBI's taxonomy places the organism in Eukaryota, Metazoa, Chordata, Mammalia, Microbiotheria, Microbiotheriidae. Bases 139 to 972 code for a protein of 277 amino acids.